GGUCUGGCGGCUCACGUUUCCUGCUGCUACACACAACAGCAAAACAAUCGAUUCGUACCUGCGUUUCAGUCACAGCCAUCACACACCCGCACAGAAUGCGAGGUGGUUCUGUGCUCACCACCUUGUUCGCUGCUUUGGCAGUGGUGUGGCUGGGGCUGGGUGAUAUUGAGGGUGUGGAGGCCGGCAGGCUCAGGGUGUACGCAAAGAGCGCCGAGGUCAGCGUAUCGAUCACGAAUAUCUUAGCUGGGGGGUUGAAUGUGGCUGCUAGGCUUCAAGUCGAAGGGGUCACAAGCUUCAUCGAAACGCGACGGGUCGGGACCAACCACCCAACAUGGAACCAAUGGCUGGACUUUGGACGAACAGACAUUGGUCCCUCGGGGACGGUGCGGGCGCAAGUGGUCAACUACGACAACGGCGGGGGACUUGAUGUGCGUGUCCAAGACAGGUUCAGCUUCUCGUUCAGCGGAUGCAGCAAGCAAACGCGGUCCUUUCGUCUGACCAAAGAACUCUACCGGAGUGGUCCAUUCGGCAUGUCCAUCUACAUUGGCACCUCCAUCUUUGACUUUACCCUCGAGUACACCCCAACCAACCUGUGCUCCACGUCCUAUUGCGAUGCGACCUCGACCACGUGCUCCUGCCGCUCCGACAACAGCGCAACGUGCUCCUGCAAGAGCGGGUACACGUACCUUGAUGCCCAGCGCUGCCAAGAACGCAACAUCUGCACCAACAACGUCAAAGGUUGCGACCUCUCCUCCACCACGUGCCGCAAGACGGGUCCAGGCACGGCCGAGUGCGACUGCAAGGCCGGCUACCGCCGCAGGACCUCUACCUCAUGUGCCGCCAUCAACCCGUGCAGUGACAACCCCAACAUCUGUGGCAGCAACUCCCAGUGCUCCAUGACGGGACCAGGCACGUACAGAUGCACGUGCGAGGAUGGCUACUCCUCGUCUACAGCCGACAACAAGAACUGCAGGCCCAUCGACAGGUGUGAACUGAACACGGACACAUGCGACGGCAACAACACCAUCUGCGAAUACCUGGGACCAAACAGGUUCAAGUGCACGCCAUGUCCAGACGGCCACAAGGCGACGGACGACGAGUGCAAGCAGAUCAACCCCUGCAUGGACAACGAAGGCAUCUGCGGUGACAACGCGACUUGUGAAUUUGCCGGACCUGGCAAGUACGCGUGCCUGUGCGCGAGUGGAUACGAGCACGACUCGCCCACAGACAAGUGCACGCCUAUCAACUUUUGCGAACAGACACCAGGCCCUUGCGGCGACAACUCCAAGUGCUCUCCAACAGGUCCCGGCACAUACACGUGCCAGUGUGAGCAAGGGUACGAGUCCGAUGACAAUGCCCAGACGAACUGCUCGCCCAUCAACCGGUGCGACACGAACAACGGCGGGUGUGGUUCCAAGUCCCAAUGCGAUCACACGGGACCAGGCACGCGCAGGUGCACGUGCGACGCUGGCUACAGAAGCACCUCCAACGACGGAGCAAACUGUGUGGAGAUUGACCCGUGUGUCACCGACAACGGAGGCUGCGGCGAUGCAAGCACCACCCUGUGCACCAAGACGGGCCCGAACGAGCGCGAGUGCAGCUGCAGGGACGGAUUCACGUCGGAGACGGGGCGCGACUGCAUCUGGAUCAACCCAUGCGUCAACGAGGACUACGGCGGCUGUCUGCAAGCAACAGAGAUCUGCAUGAACACGGGCCCCAAUGAGAACAAGUGUGACUGCCGCACCGGCUUUCAGUUUGACGAAGAGACCGGACACUGCCAGUGCGGUGAGCGGCCGGCGUGCCCAGAGUUUUCGGCGUGUCAGGACUCUUCAUGCGUGUGCGAAGGGGGUUUGCGGUUGGUGGAGACAGACGUGGGUGACUUAGCCUGUGCCCCAACAACAACAACAACCACCACCACCACCACCACCACCACCACAACAACAACAACAACAACAACAACAACAACAACAACAACAACAACCACAACCACCACUACAACCACCACCUCUGCGUCCCCCAUCGUUGUCAUCACGACACCCUACACUGCGGCAGCAGGAACAACCACAACGACAAGCACAACCACGGCUGGCACCACGACCGGUCGUGAUAUGCAACCACAGCCCACCUCCACCACGUCCACCUCUGCCGUGUUCACCAUUGCGCCUCCGAAUCGCCAGCGAUCAUCCACGUCAUCUGCUGCAAAUCCCGUUGUCAUUGGUGCUGGUGCUGGUGGUGCACUCGUCGGGUGUGCACUCCUCAUUAUUGUUGUUGUCCUCUUUGUUCGACGUCGCCGCCGUGACCACCACGACGGACAUCGCGACACGACAACUUCGGUGCCGCCGUCUCGUGCACCCACGGAUGGCGGGGCUGUCCCCUCGUCGUUGUCGAGCAUGUCAACCACCAACCCGCUGUUUGUUGGCGACGCCAUGAUGGAGCCAGCAAGCAUGCAGCCAGCCUGGCUGCCCGAGGAGGAGGCAACCGCGUUUGAUCUUGAUCCCAGGAACCACUACGACAACCUGUAUGAAGAUGAUGUGGUGGACGAAGCUGACAACUACUACGAAAGCGUUCAGCCUGCUGAUGACCAGGACAGGUAUUUGACGCCAGGCCAAUCCAAGCUGUACGCCCCAGCAUAUCGUGUCCCGAACGUGAUGGAUGGUGGCGGUCCAACACAACACACCCACGACAGGGAUCGGGGCUACGAGCAGCCUGCAUCGACGCAGCAGCACUACUACGAUCGUCCGCAGCCCGACGACGACAGCAACAACAACAGCAACAGCAACAGCAGCAGCCAUGACCAUGAGCAUGAAUACCACCACUACGAUUUUGUUGCGGCGCAACCAGAGUACGAGAACCCUGGCGCCAUCUACGAUAUCGCCAGCGAUCCUGUUCAAGUGCAGGGCGGGCAGGUCAUGGAUGAUUACGCGCAGCUGCACGUCCCCUUUGCAACAAAUGUAGCGACACAGCGCGAGCAGGGACGACGGCCACAGUCCAAUGCUGUGUACGAUGUGGCGUCCCCGUCUGCCCUCCUUGAACAACCCACUCAUCACCACCAGCACCAUCUGUAUGAGCUUGGCAGCGAUACAGGUGUUGACCCAGCAGCUCACAACGGUCUCCCCUCCACCGACCAGUCUGACCUCGCACCUGUCUACGACGUUGCGAGCGACUCACAUGCAUAACAACCAGCGCAGCAGAACGGACCAAGGAGGAAAGGAGGAGUGAACAAGCGACUCGAGUGAGUGA
Molecule: messenger RNA, 3240 nt
Organism: Salpingoeca rosetta
Lineage: Eukaryota; Choanoflagellata; Craspedida; Salpingoecidae
Exons: 13
Coding region: 96-3176 (1026 amino acids)
Molecular function (GO): calcium ion binding
Source: RefSeq, a predicted model, not a curated record